GGUCGUCCAAUCCUAGCAAGCAGCUGCCACUUGCAGUUUCCUGAUUUCUGCAGCCAGGGUCAGUUAGACGAGGAGACACCAUGGUGCUGAACCCUGUCAUUUCCAAACUGGCCAAUAAACUGGUCGUGCUGGCAAGUGCUUCUCCUAGGAGACAGGACAUUCUCCGCAAUGCGGGCUUAAAGUUUGAGGUUGUACCAUCCUGGUUCAAAGAAACUCUGGAUAAGUCACUUUUCAAAGAACCUCAUGAGUAUGCUGUUGAGACAGCCAAACAGAAGGCUUUGGAGGUGGCCAGGAGGAUGCUAUUGAAACAUUUGAAGACUCCUGACAUAGUCAUCGGCGCAGACACUAUCGUGACUGUGGAUAGCAUGAUUCUGGAGAAGCCGGUGGACAAAGAUGAUGCUUACAGGAUGCUGUCAAGCUUGAGCGGUAAAGAGCACAGCGUCUACACCGGUGUUGCUAUUGUUCUCUGCCAUGACAAUGAAAAUGAUGAAGUGGAUUACCAGCUGAUCGACUUCUACGAAGAAACAAAGGUGAAGUUUGCAGAUCUGUCAGAAAGUAUGCUGUGGGAGUACAUCAAUAGCGGUGAACCAAUGGAUAAGGCUGGUGGCUACGGUAUUCAGGCUCUGGGGGGCAUGCUGGUAGAGUACGUCCACGGAGACUUCCUCAACGUUGUGGGAUUCCCCCUCAACCACUUCUGCAAACAGCUGGACCUGAUUUACAACCGAUCUACUUCCUCUUUGGAUGAGAAGAGUUUGUCAGUGAGCCUGAGUGAAAAUGGCACUCAAAGCAACAGUCUCAGCUCCUCAGCCAAACACAACCUCCCAAACAGCUCCAGUCAAACACACCACAACCAGAACAGCCUCUCAGCCAGCCCCCUCAAUAAGGUCAAAAGGACUGGUAGUGACAGGGAAGCAGGUGAAAGUUCCCAGGCGUUAGUCAACAACUCAUCUGAACAUAAAGCAACCUGUAAAACUACAGCAUUACCACAGAUGACCAACAGGGGGCAGCUGACCGUGCAUGCGGACAGUGGACCCAAGAAAGAAGACUUGCAGAGAAUGAUGGAAUUGAUGGAUGGAUUCAAAGCCUCGAAGGCACUGUUUACAGCCUCCAAGAUGUGUGUGUUUGACCUGCUACAAAGCAGACCCGGGCUGGAGGCAGAGCAGAUCGCCCAGGAGAUCAAAGCCUCUUUGAAGGGGACUCAAUGUCUGCUGGAAGCCUGCGUGUCUCUGGGACUGUUGAGGAGCAAAGAGCAAACAAGCCACAAGCCGAUGUACGAGAACACGGAUCUGGCCGCACGCUUUCUGCUGUCAGACGCUCCUUCAUCGCUGCAUGGUUACAUCCAGCAUUGUAACAGCACGGUUUGGCCUCUUUUCUCCCACCUCGAGAGCGCCGUGCAGGAGGGAACCAACCAGCAUGACAAAGCAUUUGGCAAGAAAUCCAAGGACAUGUUUCAGGAUACUGUUUACUACGAUCGAGAAGUCAAACUGAGAUUCAUGAAGGCCAUGCACAGCAUCGCCAAAGUCACAGGAAAAGCCGUGGCAACAGCCUUUGACCUCUCCAGUUUUAAAACGGCGUGUGAUGUUGGAGGAUGCACCGGCGCCAUGGCUUAUGAGUUCGCAGAAGCUCACCCAGGGUUGUCUGUGACGGUGUUCGACUUGCCAGCUGUUGUUGACAUGAGUGAGCAUUUCACUCCUCAGCACAGAGAGCACAGGGUGUCUUUCGUCGCAGGAGACUUCUUUAAAGAUGACUUACCCAAAGCCGACUUGUACAUCCUGGCAAGAAUUCUCCAUGACUGGCCUGAUGAGAAAGUGGGUAUUCUGCUGAAGAGGAUCUCAGAUGCGUGCAGACCAGACUGCGGACUCCUGCUAAGCGAGAUCUUCCUGGAUGAAGACAGAGGUGGUCCGAGUCGCGGUCUGCUUCAGGCCCUCAGCAUGAGCGUGGGGAAACAGAGGAGUGCCACAGAAUACAGUCAGCUUCUGAAGAGCCACGGUUUUCUAACUGCACAUGUCCGACACACAGACAGCAUGCUGGAUGCUAUGCUCUGCAUCAAGGAGUGACUGAUAACUCCCUUCUGAAUCACUGUAUGUGAUCAACUGUCAAAUGUAGAUAACUGUCGCCAAAAUCAGGGACAGACAUGUUUUUACUGAGUGUGAACUUUUUUCAAGUAGCAUCCUUGAACCAAUAAAAAGUGUUUUUUUGUUUUAA
Molecule: messenger RNA, 2205 nt
Organism: Labrus mixtus (cuckoo wrasse)
Lineage: Eukaryota; Metazoa; Chordata; Actinopteri; Labriformes; Labridae
Gene: asmtl
Product: acetylserotonin O-methyltransferase-like
Exons: 15
Coding region: 81-2057 (658 amino acids)
Molecular function (GO): nucleoside triphosphate diphosphatase activity; O-methyltransferase activity
Source: RefSeq, a predicted model, not a curated record